Messenger RNA from Schizophyllum commune H4-8, 2134 nucleotides. RefSeq lists its product as uncharacterized. NCBI's taxonomy places the organism in Eukaryota, Fungi, Basidiomycota, Agaricomycetes, Agaricales, Schizophyllaceae. Gene Ontology annotation, cellular component: Ino80 complex. The transcript is spliced from 8 exons. The record is from RefSeq and is a predicted model, not a curated record. The coding region runs from base 90 to 1706 and encodes 538 amino acids.
CUCAGCGGCGUCGACAUCAGUCGCGUCCUGUCUCGUCUCCCUGCUCGAGUUGUCUGCGAUCCGGCGCAAAUCUCGAGCAGUGGCCAGACAUGUCGAGGAGGGCUCCUCGGGGUAUUGCGCUGAAGCAUACCGACGGACAGCCCCUCACGCGACAGGACAUUCAGUACGAGCUCCUUGCCGCCAUCUUCGCCGACGAGAACAAGGCCUUCACGGAGCCCUUGUCUGGCGAGAAGAUGUCUUUUCGCGAUGUCUAUGUGUCUGCCAUCCGGAACUCGCCCAAGGCGAGCCCGGCGCUCAAGAACAAGAUGGCACAGUCACAGGACUACGCGACGGACUUUGGCAUGCUCGCAUUGUUGACCAAUGUUGGAAGACUUAGCGCGACUAUGGGCUUCUUCCCAGAGAUGAAGACCGCGGUGCGGACCUACCACCCAGUCCCCUCGCUCCAGCGCACGGGGGAUAACAAUAUGCUGGACAUGCCGCGCAUCAAGACGAUCAUCCGGGGCGCGCUUCUUGAGACGGAACGCAAUGGGAUUCCGAGCACGCUGGCCGAGAUUCUCAUACACGCUCGUGCGGGCCAUGUACCCUCGACAAGUAUCACGAAUCUCAUCUUCGUCCUAUCCCAUAACUCUGCUCAAGUCAGCGAUUUCUUCCCACCGGAUUUCGAGUUCCUUGACAUCUUCAUUCCGAGCGAGUACACGCCGCAGUCAAGAGCACGCGCAUUCCUCUGGAUAUGCUGCUUCUUGCUCGAAACGCCCCUCGAAGGCGACUCGGACUAUCAAGGACCCAGGAAUCCCUUUUCAGAGCCCACGCGGCCUGGGAAGGCGCCCCCUCUCGUUAGGAUGACCCCCGAAGAAGUCGGCCGCACAGACCAAGAUACGCAACGAGAGAAGGAUCUCGCCAACACACUCAUUCUGACACGCAACCGCUUCCUUCACAACCUGAAGGAGAAGAACAAGGGCGUCCUCAACUUUGCCGGGCCGUCGAGCCAAGCGCCUGAACAACACGAAGACAUGCCAAGCGAGACGCCUGGCGCCUCCACAUCAGCUGGCACAAGCGGCAAGAGAAAGGCCAGCGGCAGUGCCGCUAUCGAGAAGGAGACGAAGACAAGGAGAGUUGAAGGGAGACUUCGCGCAGACACUGUGACCCUCCCACCACGACCUCCCUCUGCUGGCCCCUCCACGCUCAUCCGACGGCGCUCUCCUUCUCGUCCACAAAGCCCAGCCGUCGGACGUCCCCCUCCGCGCUCCAUCAUGGACCUCAUCCACCACUCCCCACCGUCCUUACCGCCCCAACUUCUUGAACCACCCCAAUCUACUCGCGCUCGUUCGACCUCGCUCCCGCCUGAUGUUUCUCGCUUUCCACCUACACCCCCACCUAAUUUCGAUGUAUCAAUAACCGAGUAUAAUCUGCGCGCGCGGUCGCCCCUCGCGGAAGCGCCCAUAAUAGCCCUUGAUCCGCCGCCCCCAGACGGGCCCAUGCUGCGAUAUGCCUGGGAAGACAUCCACACCCGAGACUGCUUGCAGGAGUCCGAUGAUGCGCUCGACAACGAAGAAGCGCAGCAGGAAUACGGACGACGCCUGGACGUCGUCAAUCGUCUCCCAUACAUGGAACCCAGCGCAAGGCCCCAAUGGGACCCCGACCCACCGAUGCGACCCUCGCCCCGCCAUCUCUUCUCAUCUUCAUCUCGUCCACCCGAACACUCUUAGCUAUCCACCAAGCUCGGGCAUUCAAACAAACACACGAACGCUGUCAACUGUAUCAUAGCCUCGUCACAAUCCUUGCUAUAUCCUUAUUGUUGUUUAUAUACUUACGACCCCCCGCUUCCCUGCUUGCUUCCGUAUCGGUUACUGUAUCUACUUACGCUCUGUUACGGUUACUUCACGUGUACAUGUCGCCAGGUUGUACAAACGCUGUGCUCCUCUCAUUCCUUAGCUUACCCUUCACCCUUCGUCGGUAGUAUUGGGCUGCCGUCUUUAGUGAUCCUACUCUACUUCAUUUACUCUAUUCCCCUUACCAACGGACCUCAUAAUGGAUUGGAUACUCUGGCCACUGGGGGAAGGAAUCGACGUGAAAUUCGCUCGAUACUUCGCUUAGCUUCGAUGGAAAUUCACUAAGAAUUGAAUGGUUUUCACAC